This is a messenger RNA of Rosa chinensis, 1760 nucleotides long. Its product is annotated as alcohol-forming fatty acyl-CoA reductase. The transcript has 10 exons. Gene Ontology annotation, cellular component: intracellular membrane-bounded organelle. The coding region runs from base 82 to 1563 and encodes 493 amino acids. Gene Ontology annotation, biological process: long-chain fatty-acyl-CoA metabolic process; suberin biosynthetic process. Gene Ontology annotation, molecular function: alcohol-forming very long-chain fatty acyl-CoA reductase (NADP+) activity. The record is from RefSeq and is a predicted model, not a curated record. NCBI's taxonomy places the organism in Eukaryota, Viridiplantae, Streptophyta, Magnoliopsida, Rosales, Rosaceae.
UAAGCUUUAGGUUAAGUGCACUACUCGACCAAGGCUAGACUUCAUUCCCUCUAUCACUUCUAAUUUUAAUUAUUUUCUUAAAUGGAGUUGGAGAGCAUAGUGGCAUACCUAAGCAAUAAGACCAUUUUGAUAACUGGAGCCACUGGUUUCCUUGGAAUGGUACUCGUAGAGAAAAUUUUGAGGGUUCAACCCGACGUCAAGAGGCUUUAUCUUCUUGUAAGAGCAACUGAUGCUGAAUCUGCUGCAUAUCGAAUGAAGAAUGAGAUCUUAGGGAAGGAGUUGUUCAAGGUUCUGAAAGAAACAUGGGGUGAAGAUUUUGACUCCUUUAUAUCUCAAAAAGUCGUUGUUAUACCAGGAGACGUAAGUUUUGAAAACCUGGGAGUGAAGGAUGUCAUAAUAAUGGAAAAUAUGUGCACUGAGAUACAAAUCAUAGUGAGUUCUGCAGCAAAUACCAAGUUUGACGAGAGAUAUGAUAUAUCCUUGAGCAUCAAUACAUUUGGAGUUCUGCACAUGUUGAGCUUUGCAAACAAAUGCUUAAAACUAGAGAUGCUUCUCCACAUAUCAACCGCAUAUGUGUGUGGUGAAAAGGUCGGGCUCAUACUAGAAGACUCAACUUCAAUUAAUAAAAGGGUCAAGGAGAUGCCUAGAUUUGAUUUCGAAGUAGUAGAAAAGAACCUAGUGAAUGAAAAAUUGAAUGAACUGAGAACACAAGAUGCUUCAGAAGACGUUAUUACAAAUACAAUGAAGGAUCUCGGCAUUGAAAGGGCUAAACUACAUGGAUGGCCAAACACCUAUGUAUUUACAAAGGCAAUGGGAGAAGUACUCUUAAGUCAUCACUCUAAAAACAAUCUGCCUUUUGUCAUUGUACGUCCACCUAUAGUUUCCAGCACAUACAGUGAACCAUUUCCAGGUUGGGUUCAAGGUUACAGAACUGUUGAUAGCGUAAUUGCUGGUUAUUGUAAAGGAAAGCUGACAUGCCUACUUCUUGGUCCUAUGACAGUAAUGGAUAUGAUUCCUGUGGAUAUGGUGGUAAAUUCAAUGAUAGCAGCGAUUGUGGUGAAUGCAAAUAAAUCAUCCGGCAUCAUUUACCAUGUGGGAAGCUCACUAAGAAAUCCAAUAAAAUUCGAUGAUAUUCGUAGUUUUGUGGUGAAAUACUUUACCAAAUAUCCAUGGAUUAACAAGGAUGAAAAACCUGUCGUAGUGAGGAAGGUCCCAAUAUUCAAGACCAUGGCUACUUUUCGUAUGUACAUUAAAAUUCGCUACUCACUUCCUUUGAAGGGAUUAAAGUUGGUGAACAAAGUAUCUGGCCAAUGUUUCCAAAAUAUAUAUGUCAAGUAUAACCAGAAACUCAGAUUGGUGAUGCGCAUGGUGGAGCUAUACCGUCCUUAUAUGCUAUUCAAGGGCAUUUUUGACGACACCAACACAGAGGAGUUGCGAAAGAUAACAAGAGAAGGUUACAUAGAAGUAGAAGACUUUAAUUUUGAUCCAACAUGCAUUGAUUGGGAAGACUACAUUAUGAACACUCACAUUCCAGGAUUCCUGAAACAUGUUCUGAACAAAUGAUGGAUUUGCAUUGGGAUGCAAUGAUUUAUAUGUAUGUGUGCAUGUAUCUCUGUGUGCGCGCGUCGCAAACUUGUAUACUUAUGUGUUGGAUUUGCAUUAUUAUUGUCUAACUACCUAGAUUGCGAAUAAUUGUAUUAGUCGUCCAUAGCUGCUAUCAAAUAAAAAGAAAAUGCACCUCCUUCGGUCAUUCAGUUUAA